This is a messenger RNA of Echinops telfairi (small Madagascar hedgehog), 6461 nucleotides long. It is a transcript of the gene TRIOBP, whose product is annotated as TRIO and F-actin binding protein. Gene Ontology annotation, biological process: positive regulation of substrate adhesion-dependent cell spreading; actin filament organization. The transcript has 21 exons. Bases 1 to 5724 code for a protein of 1907 amino acids. Gene Ontology annotation, cellular component: actin cytoskeleton. The record is from RefSeq and is a predicted model, not a curated record. NCBI's taxonomy places the organism in Eukaryota, Metazoa, Chordata, Mammalia, Afrosoricida, Tenrecidae. Gene Ontology annotation, molecular function: actin filament binding.
AUGGAGCCAGAGGCAGGGAAUGCUUCCUGCGAACAUUUUGAGACGGACAUGCACACUCAGUGCCUCCGUCAAAACUGUCCCCACCCCGAGGAACCCCACGGAGCCAGGCACCAGGUGGGCUGGAUUCCUGAGAAGACAGAGAUGGCCUCAGGCCCCAGAGGACACAACUUCCUGUGUGAGGCCGAGGGAGGCCCCCACCUGUACGUGCCUGCACCGCUCAUGGCUGACCCUCCUCGGGAGUCCAUGCUGGAGUCCGGGAGCCCUGUGCAUGCUGAGGCGCUCUACUGCGACCUGCCCCGCCGCCCGCCUGCACCCCCAGAGCCGCUCGCUGCCUCCACCUCCAGCCGCCCGUCUGGUCUCGGCCCAGACCUCGGGCCAGAACGGAGCCCAGGACGUGAGGACCAGGCGGCCUCCCUGAGUGGCAGCUGCGACAGCGAGGAGCCCGGCUGUGGCCCUAGCUCCAGUGCUGGCGGUGACACCCCUGAUGAUACCAGCUGCUUGUCCUCGGUGGACUGGGACACUGUCGAGAGGCAGGGGGUCCCCAGCGUGGCCGAACUCCCCAAGAUGAUCCCUCGGAGGAUCCAGGAAGGGCCGAGGACUGACAGCACCCGCAGGGCCCCAUCCCUCCUCAGCAGGCCGCCUGUGGGAACAGACGUGGCCGGCCAGAGGCAGGAGGACACCAGCUCCGGGCGACAGCACUGGGCCAAGCUCCGGGGGGAAGGCGGGUACUUCUCCUUGGAUCGACUUCGGGCUGCACCAGCCCAAGCUGUCUCCUCAGCCCCCCAGAGCGGACCUCGCAGUGCCACCUCCUUCGCCCAUCGCUCUGCCCAGCGGGACGCCACAGCCCAGGCUGCUUCUCCACAACAGGAUGCCCCCAGAGCCUCUUCUCCUCCCCAGACCCCCCGGUGGGACAACCCUCGAGCCUCUGCCACCCCACGAAGCAACCCUCACGUCUCCUCUCCCUCCAAAAGCACCCAGCAAGAAAACUCCAGCGCCGCCUCUGCCCACCAAGACGGGUCCCCCACAGCUUCUCCUACUCGUACCCUGCAACGGGACAGCCCCAGAACACCCUGUGCCCAGCGGGAUCCUCCCAGAACCUCCUCUCCCAACCGAACCGCCCAACGGGAGAGCCCCAGAACACCCUGUGCCCAGCGGGAUCCUCCCAGAACCUCCUCUCCCAACCGGACCACCCAACAGGACCAUCCCAGAACACCCUGUGCCCAGCGGGAUCCUCCCAGAACCUCCUCUCCCAACCGAACCACCCAACAGGACCAUCCCAGAACUUCUUGUACCCAACCGAACACCCUCAGAAGCUCUUCAACCCAACGGGACAGCCCGAAACCCUCCGCCCCUCGGGAUAAUCCCAGAUCACCCUGUCCCCCACGGGGCCACGUGCACUGCUCAUCCACGCCACAGUCCAACCCCCGCCCUUCCUCUUCGCAGCAGCGGGACAACCCUGGGAGGAUCUCCUCUCAAUGCUGCACCCAGCCGGACAAUCCCGGACCUGCGUCUCCCCAUCGCGCCUCUCCCCGGAAGAACCCCCGGAACUCCUCCCCACACCGCACAAACAAAGACAUCCCCUGGGCCUCCUUUCCGCUCCGGCCGACCCAGAGCGACGGCCCCCGGACCUCUUCGCCAGCUCGCGCCAAGCAAAGUGAGGUUCCCUGGGCAUCCAUUGCGCUCCGGCCAACCCAAGGGGACAGGCCUCCGACCGCAGCCCCAGCUCGGCCAGCCCAGCUUGACUCAGCCUUGUCCUCUGGCCCCCUCGCCAAGCACAACUCGCCAUGCCAGGCCGCCUCAUCCUCCCAGAACCCCGGCCACCACAGUGCUGCCAGGACUGCCUCUCCUCUGUACCCGCUUAGCCGGGGCGCCUCCCAGACUUCCGACUCCUCCCAGCCUCAGUGUGCCGUGUGCAUCGGGCACCGGGAUGCCCCUCGAGCCUCUUCGCCACCUCGCUAUUUGCAACAUGACCCCUUUCCCUUCUUCCCAGAGCCCCGAGCAUCAGAGAGCGACUCUGUCCACCACGACCCUCCCUAUAUGCCCCCUGCCGUCUGCAUCGGACACCGAGAUGCCCCCCGGGCUUCCUCACCUCCCCGCCACACCCAGUUCGACCCUUUCCCCUUCCUCCCAGAGAUACCUGAUGCUGAAGACCAGUCUCCGCAGCACGACCCUCCCCAGCUCCCCCCACUUGUGUGUAUUGGGUACCGCGACGCCCCCAGGGCCUCCUCCCCGCCACGCCAGGCCCCAGAGCCUGCCCUCUUGUUCCAGGACAUCCCCAGGGCCAGCACAGAGAGCCUGGCCCCCUCCACCGACUCUGUGCACAUGCAUCCCCACAUCCCCACCCCUGUGUGCAUCGGGCACCGGGACGCACCCUAUUUCUCGUCCCCCCCACGCCAGGCCCCUGAGCCCUCCCUCUUGUUCCAAGAUCCUCCUGGGGCCAGCAUGGAGAGCCUGGCCCCCUCCACUGACUCCCUGCAAGGCUGCGCCUUGCUGCCCCCGCAAGUGUGCAUUGGGCACCGGGAUGCCCCCCGGGCCUCCUCCCCACCCCGCCACCCACCCAGUGACCUAGUGCUCCUGGCACUCUCACCUCCACCGGGCAGCUCGGGGGGCUCCCGGGGCUCGGCACCCCCCGGGGAGACCAGGCACAACUUGGAGAGGGAGGAGUACACGGUGCUGGCUGACCUACCCCCGCCCAGGAGGCUGGCACAGAGGGAGCCGGGGGCCCAGGCGCAGGGCAGCAACGGGGGCCGCACCCGCAGCCCCGGCCGAGCAGAGGUGGAGCGCCUCUUCGGGCAAGAGCGCAGGAAGCCCGAGGCACCGGGGGCCUCCCAGGCCCGGGACGAGGGGCGGUCACAGCGACCCGGCCAAGGUCAAAGCCAACUGCUCCGAAGACAGUCCAGCCCUGCCCUCAGCAGGGAGCCCUGGCCGCAUCCACUGGUGACUGUGUCCCCUCCUAAGCAGGCAGAGCCAGCCCGGCGGAGCAGAGCCGAGGCCCCUCGUGCCAGGAUCCCGGAGAGGCACCCUGAGGGGGACCGGAGGCUCCAGGGGUCCUCACAGCCCCCCAGGACAUCAGCCAGGACCUUGGAGCGGGAGUGCCAGGCAGAAGGACCUGCAGAGAGAGGCCGAGGGGGUCCGGGGAAGCCCCUGGGGGUGCGGCAGAGUCAGGAGGCACCCCCAGGGCCCCGGAGCGCUCCCCAACACCUGGAGAGGAACUGCAGCUUCCAGGAGAGCCCAGGUCCUGGGGAGUCCAGCUGGGGGGCUGCCAGAGGCCCUGAGGGCACAUGGAGGGGCCCUUCCAGGGAGGCCCAGGAGAGCUGGGGGCAGCCGUCAGAGGCCUGGAAGGAGACCCCCAGGAACAGUGUACGAGAGGAGCUGGCCAGUCCCUACCCACCCAUGAGCCCUCCAGGGCUCUCGCCAUCCCGGCAGCCUGAGAUAGCGAGCACCACGGACUGGGGGGCAGAAGGCACAGGCCCACCUCCCCGAGACCCUGAGAAGCGCUCGGAGUUUGACUGGAGGGACCUGCUGAGCCUCUUCCAGGUGCCCACUGAGGGGACCUGGGCCCAACCAGGGGAGUCGCUGCUCGCAGCCCACCUGCCGAGGCUGGCCUGGGAAGGUUUCCUGGGGCUCCUGCAGGCCCGGCUGCCCAGCAGGGACUCAGCUGGACAUCAGGCUGGCCCAGCCAAGUCUUCAGAGCCCGAGCUGGGUCCCCCAAGCACAAAGGGCAUCGCAGAGCCAGAGUCACACAGCCAGCCUGAAGCCUGGGCCGAGGCCACCCUAGCCAAUGGACACAGCCCCGAGCAGUGGCCCCAACGCCCAGCCCAGCCGCCCAGCCCUGCCUGCACCUCCACCCAGUGGCCAAAGACCAAAGUGACAAGUGGACCAGAGAGCUCACCGAUGGCUGAUCUGGAGGAGUCGGGCCGGCUGCGGAGCUGGAGCCCCGAGGAGGGCCCCAGCUCACCGGAGCGGGAGUUCCAACCAGAGAAGCCUGAGGUGUCAGAACCAAGCAGAGACCAGGACUCCCUGACUGACCUGAAGCAGGCAGACUCGGCAGACAAGAGGCCAGCAGAGGGCAAGGCUGGGAGCCCACUCAGGGGCCGACUGGUGACCUCAUGGCGGAUGCCCGGGGACCGGCCCACGCUGUUCAAUCCACUCCUGCUGUCUCUGGGGGUCCUCAGGUGGCAAAGGCCUGACCUGCUCAACUUCAAGAAGGGAUGGAUGUCCAUCUUGGAUGAGCCCGGAGAGCAGGCUGCCUCCUGUGGGUCCGAGUGGGCAGGGCCCUCUGAUGGGCUGUGCUGGCGUCCUAGGCUCUCGGACCACAACAAGGAGAACGCACUGCACAGCCACGGCACCCUGAAGGGCUCGCUGAAGGCCGGGGAGCAGCGGGCAGGCUCUGAGGUCAUCGGCCGGGGCGGCCCACGGAAGGCGGAUGGGCAGCGGCAGCCCUCGCAGUAUGUGCAGCUCUCCCCGCUGACGCAAGGCACCCCGCAGCGGGUCCGCCCGGCCGCCCGCACUGCCGACCGGCCAGCCAAGCAGGAGGAGCUGGAGCGGGGCCUGGCCCAGCGCUCGGAGGAGCGGCGCAAGUGGUUCGAGGCCACAGACGGCCGCGUGGCAGAGCCACCGUCCCCCGGCACUGGCGAGGGGCCCCGCCGGGGCCUGGGCGCCCCCCUGACGGAGGACCAGCAGAGCCGGCUCAGCGAGGAGAUCGAGAAGAAAUGGCAGGAGCUGGAGAAGCUGCCACUGCGGGAGAGCAAGCGGGUGCCGCUCACCGCCUUGCUCAGCCAAGGCCGCGGGGAGCGCCGGGGACCCUCCAGCGACAGUCACGAGGCCCUGGAGAAGGAGGUCCAGUGUCUGCGGGCCCAGCUGGAGGUCUGGCGUCUCCGAGGGGAGGCCCCACAGGAUGCACCCCAGACCCACGAGGACAGCCCCGUCCCUCCGGGGUACAUCUCUCAGGAGGCGUGCGAGCGCAGCCUGGCGGAGAUGGAGUCCUCGCACCAGCAGGUGAUGCAGGAGCUGCAGCAGCACCACAAGCGGGAGCUGCAGCGGCUGCAGCAGGAGAAGGAGUGGCUCCUGGCCGAGGAGACAGCGGCCACCGCUUCAGCCAUCGAAGCCAUGAAGAAAGCCUACCAGGAGGAGCUGAGCCGGGAGCUGAACAAGACGCGGAGUCUGCAGCAGGGCCCUGACAGCGUCCGGAAGCAGCACCAGUCUGACGUGGAGGCGCUGAAGCGGGAGCUGCAGGUGCUGUCGGAGCAGUACUCACAGAAGUGUCUGGAGAUCCGGUCCCUGACACGGCAGGCCGAGGAGCGGGAGCUCACGCUCAGACACUGCCAGCAGGAGGGCCAGGAGCUGCUGCGGCACAACCAGGAGCUGCACACACACCUGUCAGAGGAAAUUGACCGGCUGAGGAGCUUCAUCGCCUCGCAGGGCGCAGGCAACAGCGGUGGACGAGGCAGCGAGCGGAGCUCCUGCGAACUGGAGGUGCUGCUGCGGGUGAAGGAGAACGAACUGCAGUACCUGAAGAAGGAGGUGCAAUGCCUGCGGGACGAGUUGCAGACCAUGCAGAAGGACAAGCGCCUCACCUCGGGGAAGCAGCAGGAUGCGUGUGUGGAACAGAGCCACGUCAGGACGCGGUCUGAGCGCGAGAUUGAGCAGCUGAGGGAACACCUGCGCCUCGCCAUGGCCGCCCUGCAGGAGAAGGAGGCCACCCGCAACAGCCUGGCCGACUAGAGGUCCUGGGGGGCCAGGCCAGCUGGAGACCUCCAGCCCAGGGGACCAACCUCCCUCCUUCCCUGCUGGAUGGGGUCCAGAAGCCAAGCUUUCUCUUAGCCCCAUGGGCCACAUGUGCACUCAUACCCACCACACACACACACACACACACACACUGCACACAUACACACAUGCAUGCGCACAUUCGUGCGCGCACACACAUGCACACGGGCAUACACAUGCACGAACACACACAGACACACACACACAACUCUGCAUAUCUGAGCGCCCCUCAUACUGGGUCUUACCUUGCACCUUCUUCAGGAUUUUAUAUGUGAAGAGAUUUUUAUAUAAAUUUUGUUCCCUUUUUCCCCCAAAAACACUUUAUACUUUUUACAAAAGCCAUUCCAGGUGUGUGCGCCUCCACCGCCACUCCCCUCCGGCACCACCACCCUCGCCGCCUGGGCUGAGGUCCAUCGGCGGCCAGCCGCAGCCAGGGACCUGAGGGGAGAGGCAGCGAGCCAGCCACCUUCUCCCUCCACCCCCCCAGCCUCCUACUAACUACUUCCUGCCCUGGGUAGACCCCGUCCCCUGGGGCUCUGGAUGGAGGGACAGACGGUCUGAGGGAGCUGGCAGCCACUCCAAGGCCCCACCACCUGUGAGAGGGUGCUGGACGGGGCUGCCGAAGCCUCCCCAUGAAGGGUUUCCCCCCCACCCCCAAACCUCCUAAAUUAAUAAAGCGUUCCCGCAGCUUUGGC